AUGCACCGCCUCUCGCUCGCGCGCAACACGGCAAAAGCCGCCGCAGCCCGCCUGCUCGGCAUCCACCAUGUCGACCUCGCAUCGCCAGCAUCGACGGCACCCCAAACCGAUGCCCUGCCACUUCAGACCGCGUCGUCCAGCCGUGGCACACCUGCUCCGAAGAUCCUCGAGGACGACGGCAGGCGACGUCCGCCAUCACAACUCCAUCCACCGCCCGAAGCGCUGCCAGAUCCAUUUGGCGAGGAGCCUGAAUCCAGCCCGCGGCACAGCCUCGUCGCAGAUGGCGAUGCGACGGAUCCUCCAGUGGUCGCACCCGUACCGCCUGCGCUUGUUGUCGCCGUUCCGCCUGUCCCCGACCUCGAUCUUCUCAAUUCUGUCAAGCUGCGGGCCCGCGCUGCUCAGCUGACCGACCGCAUCAACGAGCUGCGCACCAUCGCCGAUGAAAGCAGGGCGAAACGGGCCAGCCGCUCAGAAGCCCUCGCAGAACGGCGCGCACUUGUCACGCGGCGCCGUCGCAACCUCGACGAGGCGUGGGCCAAUCUCCGGGGUGGAGGCAGCAUCGACGGCCCGCACUCCGCUCACCCUCCGGCACAGGCGGCGACCGCGGUACCGCGAUCGGCGCGCGUCGGAGAUCGCUGGCGGCCACAGCCGAGCCCCGGUGCAUGGCCAGGCGACGACGCCAACGGCUUCAACAUCGACGCCUACGACGGCCAGGCGUGGUCCACCGACAUCUACCCGACGUGGGAGCGCCACGAGGCGCAGAUGGGCGCAGACCCACGGCAGAACGGCGACGGGACUGCUGCGACGGCGAUGGACUCUGCGCUUGGCGCUGCUCGACCCCUUUUCAGCGGCGUCCCGUCCGGCCUCGGUGCAGGCGCCCUGGUCGAGUGGCUGCGGAGCGACAUCCGGCGCCUCGAGGCGGAAAAGGCCGGCGCAUCCGAGGAGCUCCAGCGCACGCGGGCCAUCCUGGCCAAGGAGGCUUUUGCCAUCUUUGCCGUCCAACCACCGCCUGGCGCGGACGCCAAGCAGCAUCAGCAGCACCACCACCAGCAGGGCCAAUCGGCCGCCAACGUCGGGCUGUUUGCCAUGUCAUCGGCGGCGGCGGCAGGCAACAGGAGGCCCAGCCUGGCAGCGCGGACGACGAGCCUGACGGAGCGCUACAUGCCGGGCGCCUUUGCGUUUGGCCGCGACCCGGACCGCUUCUCGGCAACGGCGACGCCUUCGAGCCCGUCAGCCGGACACCGCACCUUGCUGGACACGGUCGGCGAGGGUCAGCUGUGGUCUUCGAGCGCAAAGGGCGGCAGCAGCGGCGGCGACGCUGCAUCGGCCGCGGCUGGCACCUCUCCUUCGCCCGGCUCCAACGACUGGACGAUCGCCGGCUUGGUGCUGCCGCUGCCGAGCGAUGUGCGGCGCUUCCCACGCGACUCGAUCAACGGCGCCAUCGCCCACACGGUCCACCUGCUGCAGCUGCUGACGGGCUACCUGGGCAUCUCGCUGCCGUUUGCCAUCGGUAUCCAGGGCGGCAAGGUCAGCAUCCGUCCCAAUCCGCUGUGGGACGGCGGCGGCGGGUCGAGCAAGCAGGCGCUCCAUCUCAGCAGCGCCGCCUACGCCGUUCUCAGCGCGCCUCCCGCCGGGACAGAGCACGGCGGCAGCAGCAGCAGCAGCAGCGGGGGCGGCGGCAUGGGCAGCCUGGCCGAGUCGACGCUCAACCUGGGCGCCUCGACGCUCUCGACGCUCGAGUCGUUCAUCCAGCUGCCUCCGCGCAGCCACCUGUCGUGGGGCCGUGCCUCGACGCUGACUGGCGGCGCCUCUGCCAAAGAGGCUGGCGGCCGGGACCGGGACAAGCCUGACGAGGCGUCGCCGCCCGCCAAGGACACCAGCGACGCCGGCAACAGCGGCGGCCGAUCGAACCACCGAUCGCAGCGCACCGAUCCGGGGACGCAGGCGGCCCGGGCUUUCUGCGCGGCGCUCGUGAUGCUGAGCUACGACAUCGCCUACCUGGCGGCGACGCAGGGGGUCAAGGUGGACCUGGUGUCUGCGGGCGGCAGCGGGCUGCGGCUGCUGCAUCAGAUGGUGUCGCACCCGGGCCUGGGGUCACGGUCGCACGCCAACCACGGGGGCAAGGCCGAGAUCGCGGACCUGUCGUUUGGCGGCGUCGACUACGACCAGCUGGUGCAGCUGCUGGAGCCGAUGAAGGCGAGCUCGAGCAAGUCGUACGCCAGCGCUGCGCCGGGCAAGGCUGCGCGGCAGGACGCCGGGCGGGAUGGCGUCAGGGCCUCGUCGAGCGGUGGCGGUGGUGGCGCCAGGGGCGGAGCCAGGGGCGGGCGCGGCGGGCUGGAGCAGAGCUACGUCGACGCGGGCGAGGCGGCGGCGUCGGUGCUCGACAUCACGGAUCCGUCGGCGCUGGCGAGCCGUAGCGCGGCGGCCAGGGAUGCGGGUGCGCGCGAGACGGUGCCGGCGUCGCGGAAGGCGGAGGCGAGCCGCCGUGGUGCGAGCGACGGCGGCACCGUUGAGCGAGCGACGAACAGCAGCGGAGGCGGUCCCGGUCGAACAGAAAAAGGGGGGUGCGACGGCGGCAGCUUCGCCGCCUCGGAGCGCGGACCGGAGCUUGCCGCGGCCAGCGGGGCGGGCGCGACCCAGGCCAAGACCAAGGCCGCGGCGUCUUCGGCGGGGGCGGUGAUUUUCAACGGCGUCGAGAUCAGCGCUGGGCCGUCGUCGUCGUCGUCGUCGUCGUCGAGCGGUGACGGUGGCAAGCGGGCCGAGGUAGCUGUACGACGGGUGGGUGCGUCGGGCCGACGACGAGGUGGGGGUGCCCUUUGUGUCGACGCCGACGGCCAAGGCGACGAGGAAGGGUGGGACCUGGUCUAG
This is a messenger RNA of Pseudozyma flocculosa PF-1, 2868 nucleotides long. RefSeq lists its product as uncharacterized. NCBI's taxonomy places the organism in Eukaryota, Fungi, Basidiomycota, Ustilaginomycetes, Ustilaginales, Ustilaginaceae. The transcript is spliced from 2 exons. The coding region runs from base 1 to 2868 and encodes 955 amino acids. The record is from RefSeq and is a predicted model, not a curated record.